AUGGUUUCAGCGAGCCCCAUUCCUGACAACAAGAGUGAUGUAUCCCGCGACCUCGAGCGGCAGACGCAGCGCGACCGGCCCUCGCUCCGAAGUGGACUGGCCUCGUUUCUGAAAGUAGAGGACGGGGAGAGGCUCCUGGAUGCCGGCGUCGAAGAGAACGGCAUCAAACCUGUGCCCCUCGAGCAGCGGACCUCGACCCGGUACAGUAAUCUCUUUACCGUCUUCUUCACAUGUCUCAUGUGCCUGCUCCCCAUUCCGACGGGCAUGUUAGCCACGCUUGGUAUGGGUAUGAGGCUGACAGAUGCUUCCCUUGUCAUUAUUUUCUUUGGAUUGCUCACAAGCAUCCCGCCUUCCUUCAUGGGAAUUGCUGGUAUGGAAACGGGCCUGAGACAGCUUGUCCAGGCACGAUAUUCGUUCGGCCGCUAUCUCGUAACGAUCCCGCUUCUCCUGAACGCCGCCACCUUGACGGGCUUCUCGCUGAUAUCGGCCAUUGUUGGCGGCCAAGCGCUUGCGUCGCUGGACCCCGAGACCAUCAGCGUCAACGUCGGCAUUGUGAUUUGCUGUCUAGUCUCGUUCGCUGUCUCCCUAUUGGGCUUCACUGCUCUCCACCUCUGGGAGCGCUGGACCUGGAUCCCGAGCUUGGUUUCGAUCGUGAUCGCCGUGGGUUGUGGUGGCCGCCAUCUGCAUCUGCAGAGCGAGGCCCCGCCGGCGACAGUCCGCCAGGUCUUGACAUACGGCGGUUUUAUAGCCGGCUACUUCAUCACCUUUGGCGGUACCGUCUCUGAUUAUUCCAUCUAUCACAACCCUCGGGUAUCGAAGCUCAAGAUAUUCCUGUACAUGUACGCCGGCUUCCUGCUCCCAUCGGUGCCUCUCCUAAUCCUCGGGGCCGCCAUCGGUGGGGCUGUUCCCAACGUACCAGCAUGGGACAUGGCAUACCAUGUCACAGGCGUCGGCGGCAUUAUGCACGAGAUGCUUGCACCCGCUGGCGGAUUUGGGAAAUUCGUCCUCGUCAUUCUGGCUUUCAGCGUCAUCGGUAACGUUGCUAUCUCCAUGUACAGUGUGGCGCUCAACUUGCAGAUGCUGCUCCCGUUCUUCGCCAAGGUGCACCGCUUUCUCUUCAUCCUGGUUACGAUGGCCUUGAUGAUUCCCUUUGCGAUCCGUGCCGCCGAAGAAUGGGAAGAAAGUCUGACCAACUUUUUGGCUCUCAUUGGAUACUGGGCCGGAUGCUUCGACGCUGUCUUGAUUGUGGAGCUGGUUGCUUUUCGGAAGCUCGACUACUCGACCUUUGAGCAUUCUAUUUGGAAUGUAGGGAGCAAGCUUCCGCCCGGAAUAGCGGCGAUCGGAGCGUCGUUGGUUAGCAUGGCGCUGGUUGUUCCGGGUAUGGCCGCACCGUGGUACACGGGUCCGAUUGCGAGGACUACAGGGGAUAUUGGAUUUGAGAUGGCGUUUGGUGUGACGGCGCUUUGCUACUUGGCCUUUCGUUGGGUUGAAGUCAGAUGGCGGGGCCAUCUGUAA
Messenger RNA from Canariomyces notabilis, 1515 nucleotides. RefSeq lists its product as uncharacterized. Gene Ontology annotation, biological process: transmembrane transport. NCBI's taxonomy places the organism in Eukaryota, Fungi, Ascomycota, Sordariomycetes, Sordariales, Chaetomiaceae. Gene Ontology annotation, cellular component: plasma membrane. Gene Ontology annotation, molecular function: transmembrane transporter activity. The transcript is spliced from 5 exons. The record is from RefSeq and is a predicted model, not a curated record. Bases 1 to 1515 code for a protein of 504 amino acids.